AUGACAAAUGUUUCUCCAGAAGAAGAGGGCAGUAGCCCGGAGUUCAUUGCGAACGCCAAAAAGCUCCGAGCUUGCAGCAAUUGUGCGCGCCUCAAGAUCAGAUGCAGGUGGCCACCGGCCACGGAGCAUGGUGAACCAACCGAUUGCACAAGAUGUUCCCGGAUGAACAUCCGCUGUCGGGUGCCGGAACCAGUACCCAGAAAGAAACGGGGAAAGUCAAGUCGAGUCACCGAACUAGAGAAGAAAAUCGAUGGCCUGGUCAACCUUUUCCAGAAUCAACAACAGGCCAAGCAACAUGGAGCUCAAGCUCUUACUCCCGCUACCAGUUCAUCGACUUAUGAAGAGAAUCAGCUGCGUGGAUUACUGCCAUGCGCUGGACUCCCCAUGCCUCAAGCUGACACCGAGGCAUCCUCCAACGCCGUCACCCCCGACCCUCACUGCAGCACCCAACACACCCCAGACGUCGGUCCUUCGAAUACCUUGCAGUUGGUCCUUGGACUCUCCCUCACCAUGGAUCAAGCCGAAGAAUACCUCAACAUCUACCGCACUCGCAUGGUCCCACACUUUCCCUUCAUACCUAUCCACGUGAAUGUGACGGCGCGGGAGCUCCACUCCCAGAAGAGAUUUCUUUUCUGGUGCAUCAUGCAGGCUCUCAUUCCUCAAGAAGCCCCUGUUCAGAAGGCGGUAGAUGACUGGAUUAGGCACCAUGCAGCCGUGCAUAUUAUCGUGAACAGGGAGAGGAAGCUUGAGCUGCUGCAGGGCCUGUUGAUCUACAUUGCCUGCUACGCUUGGGGAGAUGUCCAUAUUCACUUGGGCAUGAGUGCCAACGGCCUUCUGCAACUUGCCAUCGGCAUGGUCUCAGACAUGAGCGUCAACACUCUUGCUGGACCACUAGCCUGGAUGCCCAAGACCAUGUUAUCGGAUGCAUGGGCUGUUAUCAGCAAAGGAAAACAUUUCGAAACCCCAAAACAGACUCUCGAAGAGCAGAGAGCGGUCUUGGGAGGCUAUUUCAUUGCAUCUAGCGUGGCCAUCUCAAUGCGAAGAAGCCCACAAGUACAAUGGUCAGCAUAUAUGGCGCGAUGCUGCAGAACUAUCCGCGAAGCAGGGGAGUUCGCAACAGACUCGAGCUUAAUUGCAUUCGUCCGCAUGCAACACGUAACCGAUCGUCUCAGAUCUUUGUUUCCAAUUUACGACAGAGAUGAGGACACGCCUGCCCCAUUCUUCAAGGAGCACUACAGCGCAAUAUUCUCGUCCGUACGGAAGGAGAUGGAGGACCUUCAGAAAGAGGAGCCUGGUAUAAACAAAGAUAAUCCGCUUGUUUGGUGUCACUACGUGACCCUCGCAGUCAGACUCUACGAGCCUGCACUGGGUAUGCGACCAAUGAGCCCAGCAGAUACAGCGUCGCCGACCGAGCCAUAUAGCCGAACUGAAGCCCUCUGGAAAUGCCUCGAAUGUGUUCAGGCCGCCAUGGAUGCUUUAAUGUCCAUACCCGCAGAGAUAUACGCAUACCUGCCCUUCACUCUGGUCUCCAGCACCGCCUUCGUAAUGAUGGCAGCGAACCGGCUUCUUUUGGAAGACGGCAGCCCCGACUGGGACGUUACUAUCGCUCGGCAAAAGAUUCCACACGCGGAAAAUGCACAACGAAUGGCGGACAGAUUCGAAGAGGCGGACAACGUAGCCCUUGUUGUUGGCCAGAAGAGGCGUCUUUUCGAAGACCAGACGUCUAGAUGGGCGAAUUACGCCUACCGUGCACGAUGGAUGAAGAACUGGUAUCUGAGCAAAGUGUCUCCUCCACAGCGGGAGCCGUCUGCUGAGCAACCACCCAACACCGCGGAGGGUUCAACGAACGACCCGAGCAUGUCGUGGGUGGAUGAUGUCACAAUGGACAAGAUGUUUUGGGGACAGAUGAUUGUGGACGGGUUUGGACAGAUGCCUUAUGAUUUCCAGUUUGGCAACGAUUCGAUGCAGACCUUACAGGGCAUCAUGUGGCAGGAUGGGAUGAGCACGACUGAGACGAUGGCCAUAGCGAACAUGAUACCCCAGUAG
Molecule: messenger RNA, 2046 nt
Organism: Colletotrichum siamense
Lineage: Eukaryota; Fungi; Ascomycota; Sordariomycetes; Glomerellales; Glomerellaceae
Gene: WAR1-3
Product: Transcriptional regulator WAR1
Exons: 6
Coding region: 1-2046 (681 amino acids)
Biological process (GO): regulation of DNA-templated transcription
Cellular component (GO): nucleus
Molecular function (GO): zinc ion binding; transcription cis-regulatory region binding; DNA-binding transcription factor activity, RNA polymerase II-specific
Source: RefSeq, a predicted model, not a curated record